GACGGAAGAGGAAGGGAAGGGGACUAGAUUGGAGAAGUCAACACAGACAGCAAAGCCAAGAAUGAAGCUGGGAUCAAUCUGGGCCGGUCUGUUGCUGGCCAUGCACUUGGCGUGUGCGUUGACGUACGAAAACGCUCUCAAGGCGCUCGGCAAGGAUGGCUUGUUGCACAUCACAGACAAGAACUACAAGCAGCUGGUGAAGAACGAGGACUUUGCUCUAGUGGUGUUUCUCACGGCAGAGGACUCUCGUGUCGGGUGUACACUCUGUCACCAGUUUGCUCCCCAAUACAAGACGACAGCGUACCAGUACGUGGAGCAUCUGAAAAACGACGACAAGGCACGGGUGAUCUUUGCGUUUUCCGACUUCCUUGAAUCCAAGGAUUACUUUCAGAUGCUGGGAUUGACGGCUGUGCCCCGACUCUUCUAUUACGAGCCUGGCAAGGGACCGCAGAUGAGCAAGUUCUCGAGCGAGUUUUCCUUUGUCACCGCCGAGAACACCGACGGAUUUCAGAGAUGGGUUUCCAGUGCCGUGCCCCGGAUGGACCUCAAGUCAUUGCAAAUUGAGACGCCUGCAUCAAAAUCAAUUCUUUUCACAUUGGCGGUUUUUGUGCUUGUGCUGGCAUCUGUGGGCUACAAGUUCAAGAACCACAUUUUGGACGUGGUGCAGAGCAGACGCGUGUGGGAGUUCCUCUCCUUCGGUCUGAUUGUGCUCUUCAUCUCGGGUUACAUGUACAACCAGAUCCGGAGCCCGGAGACGUACAAGAAGGACAAGGACGGGAACAUUGUCUACUUUGCAACAGGCCACAACACACAGUACGCCGCAGAAACACAAGUCGUCUCCCUCGUGUACGGCCUCGUCACUAUCUGCUUGGGUCUGCUUCUGAAAUUCCUCCCCUCUGUGAAGGAUGUGAAGAAGCGUUUCAUCGGUGUCAUUACCAUCAGCGUCAUCGUCUUCUUCUUAUAUAGCUACCUCGUGGAGAUCUACGCUCUCAAAUCUCCAGGCUACCCUCUACGCUUGUUGAAGAGGUUGUAG
Pichia membranifaciens NRRL Y-2026 is the source of this 1033-nucleotide messenger RNA. RefSeq lists its product as hypothetical. The record is from RefSeq and is a predicted model, not a curated record. Gene Ontology annotation, cellular component: oligosaccharyltransferase complex. The transcript has 2 exons. Lineage: Eukaryota; Fungi; Ascomycota; Pichiomycetes; Pichiales; Pichiaceae. The coding region runs from base 62 to 1033 and encodes 323 amino acids.